ACAAUAUAUUCACAAACUAACAAACAUUGUUGAUACCAUAUCUCUUCCUAUAAUAAGAUCAUAUCACAACCACAUAAAUACUUGCGAUGCUAAAUACUCAAACCUCAAAAUUCAGUUUCAUUAGCCUAUCUACUCACCACAUGCCACGUGUCACUACAUGCAUAAUUAGCCACAUAUCUAUAAUUUCCUAUAUCCCCUUCUCACACUCUUUUUUUCAUCAAUGAAAUAACAAAAACAACAUCCUCAAAAACUUUUCAACAUACAUAGUUUUUUUUUGUAGCCAUGGAAACUGGUAUAGCAUGUUACUCCCGUGGUGCUUUUCUUCCUACUGUUUCUUCCAAACACUCCCUUCCUUCUAUCCCUCCCUCUUCUUCCUUCAAGAGUUUGAAAUCAAGCUCUUUAUUUGGAGAAUCACUUAGAGUGUCAUCCAAAUCAACACUCAAGAUUUCAAGGACAAAAGGUGCUUCAUUCAUAACCAAAUGUGAAAUUGGUGAUAGUUUGGAAGAAUUCUUGGCAAAGGCGACACCAGAUAAGGGACUGAUUAGGUUGAUGGUGUGCAUGGGAGAAGCAUUAAGAACAAUUUCUUUCAAAGUGAAGACAGCUUCUUGUGGUGGAACACAAUGUGUUAACUCUUUUGGAGAUGAGCAGCUUGCAGUGGAUAUGCUUGCUAACAACCUUCUUUUUGAGGCCUUAAAACACUCUCACUUCUGCAAGUACGCCUGCUCAGAAGAAAUUCCUGAGCUUCAAGACAUGGGAGGUCCAACUGAAGGUGGAUUUAGUGUUGCAUUUGACCCUCUUGAUGGAUCCAGCAUUGUAGACACAAAUUUCACAGUAGGAACCAUAUUUGGUGUGUGGCCUGGUGAUAAGUUGAUUGGAGUAACAGGAAAAGAUCAAGUUGCUGCAGCUAUGGGAGUUUUGGGUCCUAGAACUACUUAUGUGCUUGCUCUUAAAGAUUUUCCUGGCACUCAUGAAUUUCUUCUACUUGAUGAAGGAAAAUGGCAACAUGUCAAAGAGACUAACGAAAUUGGUGAAGGAAAACUAUUCUCCCCUGGAAAUUUGAGAGCCACAUUUGACAACGCCAAUUAUGCCAAGUUGAUUGAUUACUAUGUCAAAGAAAAAUACACAUUGAGAUACACAGGAGGAAUGGUGCCAGAUGUCAACCAGAUUAUUGUAAAAGAAAAGGGAAUAUUUACAAAUGUGACAUCACCAACAGCUAAAGCGAAGUUGAGGUUGUUGUUUGAGGUAGCUCCACUAGGACUGUUGAUUGAAAAAGCUGGAGGUUACAGCAGUGAUGGUCAUAAAUCAGUCCUAGAAAAGGUAAUUGAAAACAUUGAUGAUAGAACUCAAGUUGCAUAUGGAUCCAAAAAUGAGAUCAUCCGAUUUGAAGAAACAUUGUAUGGCUCAUCAAGGCUCCAGGGUGGUGUACCUGUUGGGGCAACUGCUUAAGCUGUUGAAUCAACAAUUCAUUUUCAAUUUUUAUUAUAUGCUUUCUGCACAAUAUGCUAUCUUCAUACAACUCUGUACAAUAUAGUCAUAAUGCUCUAUUUAUGACUAUAUAAUAACAAAAUAUAUAAUUUAGUAAUAUUUGUGAGACCAAAUGUUGGUAUUGACAA
Messenger RNA from Cicer arietinum (chickpea), 1613 nucleotides. Its product is annotated as sedoheptulose-1,7-bisphosphatase, chloroplastic. Gene Ontology annotation, cellular component: cytoplasm. Gene Ontology annotation, biological process: gluconeogenesis; sucrose biosynthetic process; fructose 1,6-bisphosphate metabolic process. Gene Ontology annotation, molecular function: fructose 1,6-bisphosphate 1-phosphatase activity. The record is from RefSeq and is a predicted model, not a curated record. Lineage: Eukaryota; Viridiplantae; Streptophyta; Magnoliopsida; Fabales; Fabaceae.